GUGCCCUUGCAGGUGACCCCAUGAACGCAGCCCUGCAGGUGACAGCGUUCGGUCUUGCUCUUCUCUCAACCCUCUUCCUGCUCCUGGCCACGUGCACUGACUGCUGGAUGGUGAACGCUGACGACAGCUUGGAGGUGAGCAGAGCAACCGCUUGGAAAGGGGACAAGGUGGGAUAAACCCAUUGUUUUUUUCCAUGGGGCUUUGUGACUUUCUCCUGCUUCCAGGUGAGCCACAAAUGCCGGGGGCUCUGGAGGGAGUGUGUCACCAACAUGCAGGACGGGGUCAGGACCUGUGACCAGUAUGACUCCAUCCUGGCUGACCAUCCGGUGAAGAUCGUGGUGACACGGACCCUGCUGAUCACAGCAGACCUCCUGGCUGGCCUGGCUUUGGCCAUGCUGCUCCUCGGGCUGGAUUGCAUCAAGUUCCUCAAGGAAGAUCCCGGUGUCAAACUGAAGAUGCGCUACGGGGCCAGCGGCAUCCUCGGCGUUGGGAGCAUCCUGGGUCUGGUGGGCUCCGUGUGGUACGCGGUGGAUGUCUACGUGGAGAGGGCCAUGCUGGUGUCGCACAACGUGUUCCUGGGAGUCCACUACGACUUCGGGUGGUCGUGCUGGCUGGGCAUGGCUGGCUCCAUGGGCUGUCUCGUAGCAUCGGUGCUGCUGGCCUGCUGCCUCUGUGCCUGCACAGAUCCCAGCAGCCCCCAGCAACCCCAGAGGACUCCCCAGCCCCGGGUCCGAACGGCCACGAGCAAGAUGUACGCCAUGGACUCCCGUGUGUGAUGGGCAGCAGCACCUCCUGCUCCCAGCACCACUGGGGGAUGCUCUCCCCCUCCAAGCUGACCAC
Molecule: messenger RNA, 840 nt
Organism: Pezoporus occidentalis (night parrot)
Lineage: Eukaryota; Metazoa; Chordata; Aves; Psittaciformes; Psittacidae
Product: claudin-16-like
Exons: 5
Biological process (GO): cell adhesion; bicellular tight junction assembly
Cellular component (GO): bicellular tight junction; plasma membrane
Molecular function (GO): structural molecule activity
Source: RefSeq, a predicted model, not a curated record